This is a messenger RNA of Patella vulgata (common limpet), 8285 nucleotides long. RefSeq lists its product as uncharacterized. The record is from RefSeq and is a predicted model, not a curated record. Bases 2529 to 4994 code for a protein of 821 amino acids. NCBI's taxonomy places the organism in Eukaryota, Metazoa, Mollusca, Gastropoda, Patellidae. The transcript is spliced from 5 exons.
GUUUGUAGCAUGUAAAAUGGACGGAGUUUAAAAUUGAAACAUGUCGUGGUGUACAGGACAGUUUGAUUACAGUGUCUUUAUUGGAUUUAUUUAAAUAACACGACGAUCGUUUCUUCUGUUGUUUCACUCUAGAAGGUUGAAAACUGAACUGACGACUCGUAGAAUAUUGAAUUAACUAUCCGAUAAAUGGUGAUUGACCUCCUAUGAAAUUGACUGAAAAGCCAUAAAAUAGUAAACAAACAGCUGUGAAAUAAUAAAUAGAAUACUGAAUAAAUGUAUGCAAAAGACUGAAUCAACUUGUGUAAAAUACUGAAUCAACUCAAGUCAAAUACUGAAUCAUCUCAAGUCAAAUACUGAGUGAAAUACUUGAUUAACAGGCAGCUGAAUAUUUAUUUCACUACAAAAAGUGAGUUCACUUCUAUAGAAUAUUAAAUGGAAUACUUUCAGAGAAUACUGAAUUAACUAUACACUGAAUACUGAGUGCAAUUCUGUGGAAUACUAAAUAAAAAUCUGUGAAAUACUGAAUAAAAACGGCAGUAUGUGGAAUAAAAACUAAUUAUUUGUAAUGAAAGUAAAUAUUUGUGAAAUUUAAGCGAGAAAUCUAAUAAAAUAUAUUUAUUACGUGCAUCUACGAACCACAAAGGAACUGUCUGUAAUAACAUAGCGAACUCAACUGUAUGUGAAAUACCAUAAUAUACCUAACUGUAUGUGAAAUACCAUAAUAUAUAUACCGAGCUGUGUAUUAGUAUUGGUAUACGUAAUACCGGAAAUAAAUCUGUGAGAAAUAUGAUCCAACUGUGAAAUACACAACAGAUACGUGAAAUAACAAAGUUUUUAUGUUGUGUAAGAAAGGGGACGAAAUAAACAGAAAAUGUUAUAAUCUUUAGAAAGGGUUUGGUGUGGAAUUUCAGGAGAUUUAUAUAAUACUCAACACUAGUCAUUGAUCCGGUCACAGAUUUUGUACCUAGUUUUCUAACACAAAGGUAGUGCUAAGGAUCUGAAGUUAUCCUGAAGAGAAGAUAAACCAAAUGGUGCCAUAAAUAGAGAUAUAGUAUGAUACCUUAUACUUGCUAAUGGUGGAAGGGGAUCAUCUAGAAUUAGUCACUUGACGAAAACUGCGAUUCUUUGAAGUCAUAUAUAACAUGCUUAUAAAUUUCUAACGGUAAAUUCUGUCAAGUCGCGGCUUUGUCAACGGUGAAUAAAGAAAAACCCUAUUGACGAAAUGUGAAAGCGAUUUAUCAGAGCGUAUACUAAUCAAUAGUGCUGCUCCCUUGACAGUGCAAGGGUCUUGUUUAAAGUGGGUAAUCAAGUAAAACCGUUGUAUUUGUUUAUUGAGAGAGAGGCAUUAAUGUCAACACCACACUUGAUUGGUAGAAUACAAGUACUCAUCAUUAGAAUUCAAUAAACCUGAGCACUUGCUUGGGUCGUUUUAUAAUGUAUGUGUGAAAAUUCAAGCCUGGGAGUUUAUUAUUGAAAAUAAUAUCGGUGUGAAUAGCCUCAAAGAUCGUAUCUAAACGAUAUAUCCCGUUUUGAACUAUUUGAUUUCGUGAAAACAUUCUGAUAAACAUAGCUAUGUAGUUGAUGGAAAAUGUGAUUAAACAUUGGACGACAAUAUUGUGAAUUACUCGAUACUGCUAAAAACAGAUAGACGGAGGAUCGUCAGUAUAUAAAAACAGACUGUUUUACCCCGAUAUACAUAUCAAUGUAGUUAAUGACUCUAUCGUGCAUUACUCGUACUGAUAAACAUAAACUAUUUUAAUAAUUUGAUUCGAAACAUUGAGUGAUUAAUGUGCAAUAGAGUGGACACUGUGAUAUAUUAUAUUUUGAUUUUGUGAAAGAUAUGACCGAAUCCAGGACGACAAUAUUGUGCAUUACUAGGUUCAGCUAUAUAAACACACUGGUUUAAUCAUUUCAUUCGGGACAUUGAGUGAAUAAUGAACAUGAUUGAGUAACAUGUUGGACUAUGUGAUCAGAUUAUCUGGAAAAAUGUUAUUGUGAAUUACUAGGGUGAAGAUAAACGUAUAAAUAUUGGGCGAACAUUGGGCGAAUGAACAUUACGAUAUUAUUAUCACGCGAAAAUUUGAUCAUUUGGAUAUUGUAAGUGGAUAUUGCAUAUAUUGUAACGUGGAUAUUGCAUAUAGUGUAACGUGGAUAUUGCGUAGUGUAACGUGGAUAUUGCAAAGUGUAACGUGGAUAUCUCUUAUGAUAGGAAAUUAUUGAUUUAAGAUUCUGUCUGGGAGAAGACAGAGUAACAAAUUAAUUUUUCUGUUAAUCAAACGAUCGUCUUGCAAAUUAUUUGAAUUUGAACAUUGGAGUUAAGCAUGCCAGCUUUCAUGAAAUAUAAUAGGGGCCAUCAUUAUUUUCGUACUUAGUAUAAUCUAGUGUGUGUAGAAAAAUCGAUUCAGUGUUGUUUUUGUUUAAAAUAAAUUGUGGAUUUGUUGGACACGUUAUGUGGGCGUAUUGUGUAAUUUCACUUCGAUGUGUAGUUUUUUAAAGUGACUGAUUCUGCUCUGAACGCCACAUCAAUCAUGACGGAUCACCAGUAUUAUAAUGGCGGGGGUUACGUCACAAAAUCCAAUACAAUGAACAAAAGUUCCUCUGCUGCCUUAAGCAGAGACAAUAUUCACCAAGCUCCAUACCGACGAAUGGAACCUAAACAUUUGCAGCCCCCGCCACGGCGCGUUGGACCAGGUCAUCGUCAAGACCAACCCGAUCUUAUCAAGGAUUAUAGAGAGGUGAAUAAAAUGUCGGGUGAACAACAUGGUUACCGUCCACACGCUUCCUUAGAUACGACGGAUCACCAUGGUUAUGUAUCUCAGUCUGCUUUAGAUUCGGCUCGGAAGAGUCAAGGAACUAAUACUAAAGCUCCAAAGCGAGAGUUUCAAAUCUACGCAAAUGCUGAUGUUAAAAAGGGAGAGUUCAUCCAUGAUUCUUCAGGUUAUCAACAAAGAAGUUUCAAUGGGACUGCCGGCGUUGAACCCCAAAGAUCAAGAGAAUCAGAACGAACGUCUCAAACUCCUCGUCCACAUUCCCGAGGAUUGGCAAUGAAUGGCUCAACCCUGGAGGUCAUCAAUAUGAACUAUAAUUCUAUUCAGCAACAACUGGAAAGAAAUCUUCUCCCAAAAAAUCGACCAUCCUCCAGGAUGAGGUCUGAAGAAGCUCCAAACCAACCUCUAACUUCUGCAAAUCAUAAAGUUACAGAAAGGUCUACCAUUUCGUCUGGUCGUAAAACACCAUUGGAUCAAAACACAAGAUCAUCAUCGGAAGACUCAAAUCGUCCUGUUACAAGAAUGACGCAAGCUGAAAUUAUACGAAAUCGGAAUUUAGCGGCUGCUGGUCGUAAGACUCCGAUUGAACCUCCACAUCUUAGGAAACACACAUCCGAAGAUUCUUCGAACAGACCGACAGGCUACCAACAGUUUACACAAGAUAAAGUAUCCCCAAUAUUGUCGUCAUCCCAUAGAAAUUCUAAUGAAUCUUCAAGACAGUCUGAGGAUACAUCAUCCAGAGGUCGAAUUCCGCCGCAUGAGAGAACGAGUCGCCUCACUAAAGAAAAUUUGGAGCAGCUUCGAAAGCCAAGACAGGAAAGCCGGUCGAUAGAUCAACAAAAUGAUACAGGUGUUAUAUCGCAAGUUAACCCUGGUGUUCGUCAACAGCCAAUGGGUGCUGAAGCUGUUCCUCGCCCGGCUACUAGCAUGGGGUUUGACAGAGCUGCCCCUCGCAGGCCACCAAUAAGCAACGAAGCUAGAAACCUUGCUGUCCGAGAAAAGCUGCAGCAUUUACAACGUAGAAAAUCGGCAGGAACAAGCCCAGAUGUGGGUAAAAGGGAAUUUGCUACAACACCGACGCGAGAUACACAAACAGAGAGUAGAACUCAACGGCACAGACUUAGCUCCAGUGGCCAGGAGAGACGAAAAAGCUACACAACAUCAACACCAGCAAAAGGUCGUAUGCAACCAGAACGACCAUCAUCGCGAGGAUCGAUUUUAUCGAGAUCAACAGAUGACCGUUCAUCUAGAGCCUUAACGGAUUCUACAAACUUUUCUGAUUCUCACAGAACCGCCACUAGGUUAAAAGACGUUGUGGGAAAUAGUAAAGAUGCUGCUGGACUCUCAUUCAAAGAACGAUCACUCAUGCGAUGGCAGGAGAUAGACAAGCUGGUAUGCAAAUCUUCCAAUCAUGGCCCAGAAGAAAUGACCAAUAAUAAUGGUGUAAUUUUACGGACUGACUAUCCAUUCUUCACAGAAUUCUCUAAAAAGAGCCAUUGUAUAUCUAGCUCUUUGGAUUCUCUCAACCAAGAAACGUCGAAACACCUCGCUGAGCAUCAAACAGAUAGUGCAUGGUUAAACGGUGGUGGUACACGUAAACACGCCUUGUUAGCCAUAGGAAAUGAUAACGACUCGGAUUUUCAGGGAACACCCCAACUUUCGUCCCCUGUUGACUUUGAUCCAGAAAACACGAAUUAUCGGUCUAGUUCUAAUGAGGAUUUAGAUUUGGAAGUGCGGAACCUUCUAGGUGAAUCGCCAAAUCAAGUUGAUCCGAUAGAAAUGGCACUUUAUCAGAAGAUGAUUGACGCCAAGAUUCACGAGAAAAUGACACUGCUAAGAGAUCGCAGAUUUGUGUUAGAAAGAAAAGACAAUGAUUUAAAAUUCAAACGUGAAAAAUUGCAGCGUCGGAUGCAGCAAAUGUUAUCAAAAACGACAGCAGUGUUAAAUAAAUCAAUCGAGUUGGAUAAGUCCCGCUCUCUGAAGGAAAUGGAAUUCCAGGAGCAGACGAAAUCCGUGGGUAACCCGGAAGAACUGUCUGUUAUUCACGCGCUGUCAUCUACAAUCCGUCCUGAUACCAGGUCAUUAAAUACUGGUAAUCGUGCCCACAACUCUAGACCACAGCACACCAUGGAGAGAAAACCUCGACACCAAGGUUAUAGAUCUGAACCACCAGUGUAUGGUGGUGCACAGUCUUCCAGUCAUCAUGAAAAGGAAGAAUAUGUGUAGUUCUACAUCGGUUCUUACAAAAAGGACUCGAUUGUCAACUGUUAAGUGAAUUCAUUACGGUUAAGAAGUAAUGUAGACUAUGGCGUGUUUAUCGUUUAAUAUCACUGGCACGAGAAUAGUGACUCAGUUAUCCAGUGAUAUGCAUGAGCCAAAUGUUACUCCGUUAUCAAGUGAUGUUUUUCUUUUUCAGUUCAACAUAUAUCGAGGCACCCACGCAUUUCAAACACUUUAUCGUUCGAUCGUUCUUUCAUUGGUUCGUUGGGGCUUAACGCCCGCUUCCACUUCGUCCAGAUUUUUAUGGUAAGGACUAGGAAACAGCCAUAAGUUGGAACUGACCAAUCAAUCACAAUUGACUAUGAAUAGAAGGAAGGCUUUGUCAUCAUAGAACAAAAUGAGAGGCCUUAACUGUUGUCCAAGUUGGAAUGUUGGUACAAUAUAUCUAACCCCCAUCUUCAUUAGCACCGAUGGAUAAGAAUGUAGGACGUUAAACACCAUUUCAUUUCAUUUUUCCAACACAUGGCGCUACUAUUUGACAAAUUCGUAAAUCACGUGUUUAAAGACAAGAGCACGUAACUCCAAGUAAUCAAAACGGAAAUAGAUAAUUAGUGGAUUGCUAUAGAUAUUCAUAUUCUCUAGGACUAAUAAGGCACGGUGUGAGAUGUAUGUGCUAGAUAAAUGAUGUUAGAUGUAUUCGAAGUGGAGACAAUUUAGGCUGGUGCAAGGGAGACAACAACAACAACAAAGCGUGAACUAUAGCUUCUCUAAAUACAUACAUAAAUAAGACACGGUGUGAGAUGUAUGUGCUAGAUAAAUGAUGUUAGAUGUAUUCGAAGUGGAGACAAUUUAGGCUGGUGCAAGGGAGACAACAACAACAAAGCGUGAACUAUAGCUUAUCUAAAUACACACUGUUUAACCGGCAUUUAGUAAUUGAACAUAUUAAAUUAAACACGCGAGUUUUCAUCGGAGCUACACUUCUUCAACGAUUCUCUUGUCGUUUUUAAGCACAAUACUGAUACAGUCACAGGGAAUGAAAUAUAUGCUACGUACAAUCAAAACAUAAGUGAAAACACUUUAUUAAAUACACCCUAAUACAUUAAUUUCGAACAAUUGAAAUAACACAUUUAAUCUGUUUUCUUUAUGGUUGCUUCCACAUGAUGUGAUUGAGAUGAGUGUAUCCGCAUUUUUGUUUAGCCAAAUCACGAUUACAGUCAUGGAUCACUCGGGCGAUGCUAUCAAGUAGGCUUGCCAUGCAAUUUAGCUGACGUCAAUUGCAGAAUUAAACCGUAUUUUACCAGAUUGAGUUACGACUAAUGAACUAUCAAGUGUGAUAAAUAAUGACGUAUUUAAUAAAUAUACAUUAGUGGUUUAUCUGUAAAAUGAACUUUUUCUAUGUGAAAUCUUUCACCAUAGCAACCGUAAUGCAUUUACAUUGUACUUCCUGACGUCAAGUGUGAUAAAUAAUGACGUAUUUAAUAAAUAUACAUUAGUGGUUUAUCUGUAAAAUGAACCUUUUUCUAUGUGAAAUCUUUCACCAUAGCAACCGUAAUGCAUUUACAUUGUACUUCCUGACGUCAUGGUGGACAAUCCACAUCCGGUUGAGAAUUGUUUGUUCCGGCAGAUGAUUAGUUGAUUAGUUAUAUUAUUUUAGUGGUUUAUAUACGAAAUGAACUUGUUUAUAUUAAAUCUUUCACCAUAGGAACAGUAAUGUAAUAACAUUCAUCGUCCUGUCGUAAUGGUUGACAAUCAGGCGGAGAUACAAAUCUAAAUAUCGCUGCAAAUGCAUGUAUCCGUGGUCCCAAAAAGAACUAUAUUAAACGAAAUUCGAACAUAAAAUAAAUCACAUUAUUGCUUAUUCUGUAGAAGUAACUUAAAAUAUAAUUCAGUGCUUACUAUAUCUAUUUGAUUCUGAUCACCAUUCAUUAGCUUAGAAGUAACCUAACGUGGCCAUCCUUUAUUAGCCUAGACGUAACGUAACGUAGUCUGGUCAUUUAAUAUUCGCCUAGAGGUAACGUAACGUGGUCAUCUAAUAUUAGCAUAGACGUAACGUGGUCAGCUAGUAGAGACUUUUGGCAAGCGUAAAUUUCUGGUCCGUAUCGCGUAUCCGUAUGGAUUUUGCGUAUGACGUCAUCGAUGUGUGUAUAUUUCUCAUACGUGAUACGACACACGGAUACGGCAGCACGUAUCGAACAGCUUUUAUACGGAAAGGUCCGUAUAACAUUGUCGUGUCCUUUUACCGUCUUUUUUGCUACUUUUAGACGCUGAAAUGUUGUAUCGUAGUGUUUUUAUGAAUCUUUGUGUAUUCUAGAACAUGAAGGUGUAUAUUUGAUGUGAUUUUAACCAUGAUGGUUGAACUACGUGCUAAAUUUAGGGAGGCGGAACCUUGUAAAUCUGUAAAUGAUUUUAUUCUGUGGUAAAGGGGGAUAAACUUUCUGAAAUGUUACAUUAGUGAAACCAAAAAUUGCAGUCGAGUCGAAGUCGAAGAUUUUAAAUAAGAUUCGACAUUAAUUUUUUUUAAUAGCUCGGCUCUAAUAGGCACUUGACUAGUACUGAUGGUGAUCUUGUAGAUAUCUGCCAUCAUGCUGUAAUAGAACUAAGCUCAGCUGAUCGACGCACACGUACGCGACACGAAAAUCUGCCAAAACUCUUAAACUACAAUGACGCAACGUAUCACGUAUACGAUACGGAUACGUGAUACGGAUGGGACAAUUCCGCUUGCCAAAAGUCUUUAGUAUUAGCCCAGACGUAACAUAAUGUCAUAUAUUAUUAGCAUUAAAAUACAGAUGUGACGUCAGCCUUUAAUGUUGGCGUACCAUUAUUUCAAAUAAUCGUACGGGCAACUUGCCAAUCCUACAUUAUUUAUACUAUUGAAAUAUUAGACUCGCGUUACGUAUUUCACUGUAAAAGCACGUGCGGAGUGUCUGGAUUUUAAGUUGUUUAAUGGUCUCGAGCUUAAGACAUUGCCUGUUACAAUAUAUUACUUAAUGUCUCGCUCUCGACCAUUAAACAAUACAUACGUAAGGUAAUGUCAUCUAACAUUACCCUAGACGUAACGUAACGUGGUCAUUUAUUAUUAGCCUAGAUGUAACGUAAAACAACAAUCGUUGUUUACUAUGUGUAUCUGAUUAUGUUCAUCUAAUGUUAGUCCCUUAUUGUUGAUCAAUCAAAAUAAUAUCAAUAAUCCAUUUGUUUUAUUCCGUCCAGAUGUAUAUGUCUCUGUAUUUCCAUUCAUUCAAUGUGUUUUUGUGAAUUGAUGAAUUGUUGAUAAUAGGAAAAUAAAUGAUACAAUAUUUA